AUGUGGAACUCACAUGUCCAGAAAUGUGUUGCCAGUUCAGCUGUCAAAGCUGAGUACAUUGCCAGCUCUGCAGCCACCAGAGAAGUGCUUUUCCAUCAACAUCUCCUCUGUGGCCUUGGAUUCAACAAUGAUACACCAACCAUAUUCACUGAUAACACAGGCUGCAUUCAAGUAGCUAAUGACCCUGUGAUGCACUCAAAGCUCAAACAUGUUGAUACAAAAUAUCACCUGAUCUGCAAUCACAUGCAGGAGGGUGACAUCUCAAUCAAAUACAUCUGGACAGAUGACAACAUCACUGAUUUCCUUACAAAACCUGUUAUCCAGGACCUCUUAGCACACAUGCAUGAUUGGCUAGGAAUUGUCAAUGUUGGACUGCUCAACUGCUCAGCUGGCAAGGGAGACAGUUGA
Molecule: messenger RNA, 408 nt
Organism: Ustilago hordei
Lineage: Eukaryota; Fungi; Basidiomycota; Ustilaginomycetes; Ustilaginales; Ustilaginaceae
Exons: 1
Coding region: 1-408 (135 amino acids)
Source: RefSeq, a predicted model, not a curated record